AUGGCACCCCAAGCUACCGACACUGUAUCGACACCUGAUCCUGUGACUACACGUAUGUGGGUACGGUUUCUGGCCCCUUAUUACGUUUGUAAUGCCGUGGCAUUGCUUCUAUAUGUGCCAAUCCGGUAUCAUCAAUCAAGUGAGGCUCUUACAUCGAGCGAUAACUAUUUUAAUUUACCAUUGGAAUAUGAGAUUUUUCUGCUUGCAUUGGGUUCUUGGGCGCUCAAUUACCGUAAAAAAGCAACGGCAGAUGGUGUUAUUUCAAUCUUCUUUCUCUGUGGCAAACUGGCGGUCUUAGCGUCACUUUACUAUAUGGAUAUUACUCUUUUUGGGUGGUAUGCGGUUGAUACACUACUGUUUUGUACCGGUAUAUUGAGCAUGUUACUAAUCCCCUUUUUGUUGCGUUGUUGUAAAGUACUGUUCGCAGCGGUAGGGCAACCCAAAUAUGAAGGUCCAUCCAAAAUUAUUGAGCUGAACCCAGCGCUGGUUGAAAAAAUAGUGAAGAAAAGUUCUGGCUCAACAAAAAAAGGUCCGCCCAAUUCAUGGAUGAUUUUCUACUAUGCAGACUGGAGUGACUCUUGCAUGGAGAUCGAGCCUAUGCUUGCUGAAAUGUCACUUAGAUUUUCGUCCCGCUCGCUGCAAUUUGGCAGAAUCGAUGUGAACAAGUGGUCCGAUUUGGCUGUGGAGAAUCGUAUCAGUGUCUCGACGUUGUCAUGGCAGCUACCGACUUUGAUCUUGUUCCAAAAUGGCGAGGAGGUGAUGCGUUUGCCUCCAAUUGAUGACAACGGCAAAGUCACGAAAAUGAUCCUUGAUCGGGCAGGACUUGUUGCUGUUUUUAAGCUUGAGGAGCUGAAGGAAGGCAAAUCAGUCGUCUUCAAACCAAAAACCAGUUAG
Peronospora farinosa is the source of this 894-nucleotide messenger RNA. Lineage: Eukaryota; Oomycota; Peronosporomycetes; Peronosporales; Peronosporaceae. The record is from the annotation of a GenBank genome assembly.